AUGACAGCGAACCGAACGUUUGAUACUGGAGAUCUGAAGAAGAAAGCAAGAGAGAAAGGAACAGGGAAACGGGUCGUCUCUUUGCUUCCUCGUCGCUCCCUCUGCCAGACUGCCACCACGCGAGGCGAGCAAGGGCGAUCCGUUCGUGCUUUCUUCCCCGAGUUAGAUCUCAUCCUUGAUCGAGCCGAGAGCCCUUUGGGUGCAAUUCGAGGCGAAGUAAGGGAAGGGGGAGAUGUUCAAGUUGCAUCGUCACAGGUCCGACCGACUCGAGGAGAAGGUCCAGUUCAAGUUCUCCAGUCUGCAGGCUAUCAAGGUACCUAGAGGAUGGGACCGACUCAUGCUCUCCAUAAUCCUAAUGGAGUCUGGGAAAGUCCUCGCUAAAACUGGCAAAGCUACAGUAAGAAGUGGGAAUUGCCAAUGGACCGAAGCAGAGACUCUGUGGGUGUCUCAAGAUGAUGCAUCCCAAGAUCUUGAAAAAUGCCAAUUUAGGAUUGUCGUUUCGCUGGCUUCUUCUCGACCAGCUGUUCUUGGUGAGGUCAUCUUAAGAGUAGCAGAUUUUUUGGGUAAAGAAGAUUCUGGUCUUCUCUUCCUUCCUUUAAAGAAGUGUGAUGCUGGAACUACUUUACAGGUUAAGAUUCAUUGUCCUACCCCAAAAUCAAAAUUCAGAAUCACACAAUCUUGGCAAGAAACCAAUCUUCAUUCUAAACAUCAAGAUAAUAUUGAUUUGCUGGAUAGCAAGCCAGAUGGAUCUGACCAUAGAUUCAAUAGUAGUGUUAGAGAUCCAAGUAACCAAUUGAGCAAUACUUAUCCCGAGGAACCAGAGGAUAUGGAUACCUACUACUCAGCAUCCGGAUCACAUCGUAGUACUGAUUCAGGGGAUAGCUUUGGAAGGACAGAUUCUUCCCCCCAAAACAACAUAAGUGGGGGAAAAUAUUCCAGAAGGCAAGAUUCAACAGGUUCCCAGACUAGUGCAACUAAUAGCACAAGUCCUAUGCAAGAACUUAUAAGAUCAAACCCUUCUUCCUUCAACUCUAGAUCCUCAGGUUCCUCAGUACACCAUAACAUGUCCUCAUGGGCAUCGAAUGAUAAAUUUACAGCAUCAUCACUAAAGCCAUCUGUUUCUUCAAAAGAACUUGUUGAGGCUGCUGAAGAGAUCGAGGAACUCAAUGACGAAGUUAAGAUGUGGGAGAGACAUUCUAGGCAGUUGAAGCUUGAUCUUGAGAAUUUAAAGAAGGAACUAUCUGAGAAAUCUAAGCAUCAAGCAAACCUGGAUAGGCAACUUUCAGCUGCAUACAGUGAAUGUGAUUCUUUGCGGUUAGAAGUUGAACAACUGAAAGCUGCACUGCAGAAGUCGACAUCGAAAGAUUCAGAUAUUAGAGUUGUGAAAAGCGAAGAUAUGCUUCAUCAUGCACAGAAGGAGCUGGAGGAUGAGCUAAAGUUUCAGAAAGACACCAAUUCUAAUUUAACUCAUCAGUUGAGGAAAACACAAGAAUCAAACAUUGAGCUUGUUUCUGUCCUUCAAGAAUUAGAAGAAAUUAUAGAGAAACAGAGGCUGGAGAUAGCUGGCCUUUCUCAACAGAACCACAUUGAUGAAGAUGAACAAGACGAGAAUAGAAAAUCUAUCCACAAUCAGAUUGCAUGGGAGAGAGAAUUAGCACAGAAAGAAGGAGAAAUUCUUGUCCUGGAGGAGAAGUUAUCCAACAUUGUGAAGAAUAGGGAGCAGAAUGGAAACUAUUCUGAUCAAAUACGAGAAAUUGAGGUCCUUAAAGCUAAAGUAAAUGAUCUAGAGAAGGAUUGUGCUGAGCUUACUGAUGAAAACCUAGAUCUUAUAUUCAAGUUGAAGGAAUUGAGCAAGGAGACUGCAAAUGAGCCUCAAAAUAUAGAAAAGAAAAUUAGAGUCGAUGGUAUUAAUGAAGAUGGUCUUCUGUCUCUAUUGUUGCUGAAGGAACAAGAGAUAGCUAGACUCCAACAAUCUAACAGCGAGCUAGAAGAUCUUAUUUCCAUAGUCCAGGAUGAGAAAUCUCGAAUGGAGGAAGAUUUGACUUCCUUACGGAAAGAAUGUAUGGAUACUACAAAACACUUGCAAGAUGUGGAGCAUGAUUUGCCAGUGCUGACAAGUAGCAUAGAAUUGCAUUCUUCUGCUAGUAAGUCUUUUGAAAGAAGUUCAAUGGAACUUGAAAGAAACAAAAAUGAGUUAGAGUUGCACGUAACUCAGCUAAAAGAAGAAAAUGUUGAGCUGUCAGAACUUGUAUCUGCUUUAGAAUCCCAACUAAGAUACAUAAAAAAUGAGAAAGAAUCCAUCCGGAUGGACCUAGAAGGUACAAGCUCACUUGCUGAUUUGAAGAAUGAAGUUGAACAUCAAAAGGUAGAAAUGGACUUGCAGAAAGCAGAACUAAAACAAAAGCUACAAGAGACUGAAAACCGCUUAUUGGAAGUGUUAGAGGAGUCUGAUCUAUUGAGUAGAUCAAAUACAAAACUGCAGGUUACAAUUGAAAGUCUUACUGAAGAGUGCAGUACUCUUCACAAACUAACUGAAGAGUUAAAGAGGCAGGAGAUAGAGUUGCAUCGACAGGUUACACUUCUCAAAAUUGAAUUGGAUGAAAAAAGAAAUGAUUUCUAUAAGCAAGUUGAACUACUAGAACUGAAGAUUGCUUCGAUUCAAGAAGACACUAGAACAAAGGAGAAAUCACUGCUGUCCCAACUCAAGCAAAUUGUUGAAGAUCACAAAGAACAUGGAGAAAGAAUAGGGGAAACAUACAUUUUGCUAAAUAAGAUUGAACUAGAGAAAACAAUUGAAGUAGAAAAUCUUGAGAAUGAGAUAGCUAACCUGACUGCACAGAAGUCCUCAAACCAUGGUGACCUAGAAAAAAUAGCAUCAGAUGCAGUGCAAGAGGUGUCUGUCUUACGUUCAGAUAAAGCUAAACUUGAAUGGAAUCUUCUGGAAGCCAAUUCAAAAAUAAAACUGUACGAGACUGACUUGCUGAAUCUGCAUCAAGAGUCUGAGGAUAAGAUAGCAGGAUUAGUUGUUUUACUUAAUGCUUCAAAGCAGAGUGAGGAAAUGCUAAUGGGUGAUAUAGAGCGUAUUCACCAAGCAAUUGACAGUGUCAAGUAUAGUGAAGAGAAACAUAGGCAUAUGGAGAAUAAUGGAGAAUUGAUUGAUAAAGCUUCUCAAGUAGUUGAAGGGAUUCCCAUGUCAGAAGUUCAAAUUAAUAAAUUAGUUCAUAUUCAGAAUUCUGUCUUAGACCUUAAAAACACUUUUGAUGAUGCAAACUUGGAAAACCAAAGGUUGGAAGGUUUGUUGAAGUCAUUGUCGAAAGAAUAUGAAGAACUGAAGAGUGAGAAAGAGUCCUUGACAGAGAGAGUGACCAACAUGCAGGAGGCUAUAUCUCACAGUGAAGAGGAUAGGCACAACAGGGUUGUGUUGCAAGAAAAAGUUUUGUUAUUAGAAAAUGAGCUGUCGCUAAAAGUAGCAUCAUGCGCUCAGGAGCCAGAGUUGAAGAAGGAACUUGAUCUGAUGAAGCAGACAAAUAGUGAAUAUGAAAUAAAGAUUCAAAGUCUUGAGCAGGGAAAUCAUUAUUUGAUGAAUAAAAUGGAGACAGCGGAGAAGGAACUUGUGCUGCAAAGAACAUCAAACAAGGAGGAGAAAGAAGUUAAUCAUGAUCCAGAGAUUUUAAUUGAAGCUGAAACUGAGGAUGUGGAUGCAUAUAGAAUGGAUCAAGUGCAACUUAAAAGAGUCGUCUCGGAGAAGCAAGCAGGCCAAUCCAACGUUCUUGACAAGAAAGUAAAUGACAACUGUGAUAGAAUUUCAGCUUUAGAGACGGAGCUAAAAGAGAUGAGAGAACGGUACCUUCACAUCAGUCUCCAAUAUGCCCAAGUGGAAGCUCAGCGCGAAGAACUAGUAAUGCAGCUUAAAUCUGUGAAAAGGGAGAAGAGGUGGUUCUCAUGAAACUGGUUCAAAUUCUUUUUCCUGUAAUUCAUAUAUAUAUAUUCUUCUUCUUCUUUUUGUUAUCAUUCAUUGCCGCAGAAAAAUAAUGAUCACUUUAUUAAAUUAUCAUGAGAAUGUAAGCAGUAUCUUGAAUCAAAAUUAAUAAUCUUUAUGGUCACCGAAAAUUUAUACAUGAA
Molecule: messenger RNA, 4122 nt
Organism: Zingiber officinale
Lineage: Eukaryota; Viridiplantae; Streptophyta; Magnoliopsida; Zingiberales; Zingiberaceae
Product: early endosome antigen 1-like
Exons: 8
Coding region: 233-3946 (1237 amino acids)
Source: RefSeq, a predicted model, not a curated record